Molecule: messenger RNA, 2616 nt
Organism: Dioscorea cayenensis subsp. rotundata (Guinea yam)
Lineage: Eukaryota; Viridiplantae; Streptophyta; Magnoliopsida; Dioscoreales; Dioscoreaceae
Exons: 1
Coding region: 1-2616 (871 amino acids)
Source: RefSeq, a predicted model, not a curated record
AUGACGGAGGGCAUGGCAACUCGUUCCCGCACUAUCGAGGAUCAGCUGACCAAGCUCACAGAGCUCUUAGCUAAGCAAGACGCCAAGAUGGACGCCUUGUAUCUCACCGUCCAUCAACACUCUGAAGCAUUUGACGUUGUUCAAAAAUCUUUAGCUUCCCAACAGUCAGUGGCGGCGGACAUGAUGGUUAAAUUCUCUACAACCGACAAACCUUCGGCCCCGACCACACAGCCACCCUUGCUUCCACUACCAGCACCGACCUCAGCCAACCCUUAUGUUUUUUCCAUACCCUUACCAAACCCAAACCGUCCGCCGAAGAUCGAACUUCCUCUAUUCUCUGGCGAUGGGGUUUUUGGAUGGUUAUUCCAGGCAAACCACUUCUUUGCUUCUUAUCAAACACCAUUGGAUAACCAAUUACAUACGGCGGCCUUCUACAUGACAGGCCCAGCUUUACAAUGGUUUCAAUGGAUGCAAGCCACUAAUCAGUUUAGCUCCUGGGAAAAGUUUUCUCGACAACUAGAGCUUCGGUUUGGCCCAUCUACCUUCCUCAACCAUAAAGCUCAACUGUUUAAGCUCAAGCAACAGACCACCGUUGUGAAGUACUUAGAAGAGUUUGAGUGCCUAUCCACUCGGGUUACUAACCUCACUACCGCGAGUUUGCUAAACUGUUUUCUCUCAGGGUUAAAAGAUGAUAUCCAGCAAGAGUUAUAUAUACUUCGACCAACAGAUCUUCAUGAGGCCAUCGGCCUCGCCAAACUCGUCGAAGACAAAUGCAACGCUGCACGCGUUUCAUCGCCAUAUCCACGUACCCAUUUUCCGCGUCCACUUCCGGCUCCAUCACUGCUAGUCGCCGCCGGUCCCCGGCCACCCUCUCUUCCCAUCAAGCGACUCACACCAUUCGAAAUGGCGACCCGUCGAGAGAAGGGACUGUGCUUCAACUGUGAUGCCAAAUUCGUCCCUGGCCAUAAAUGUAGUCCCGCACAGUUCCUUUGUCUAAUGGUCGACACCGAGGAGGAUACUACAUUCGACUCCCCACCACCCACCGACACCCCCGAGCUGCUCCCACAAAUACAUCCCACUCCACAGGAUGUCGAUACCACUCCAUGUAUUUCGUUCCACGCACUCACCGGUCAACUUGUUCCCUCAACAUUAAAACUCGCGGGAUCUAUUCACGGGCAUCCUGUUGUUGUACUGAUUGAUGGUGGCUCGACUAAUAACUUCAUUCAAAGCCAUCUAGUUAAACAUCUCGGCCUCACUGUUCAUCCGUCACCUCACUUGCGAGUCACGGUUGGGAAUGGAGAAUCUAUGGGUUGUGGCGGUGAGUGUCGCCAGGUGUCGAUGAAACUCGGUGACACCUCCUUUUCAGUCGAUCUAUUGUUGCUUCCUAUCUAUGGCGCCGAUGUUGUCCUAGGUGUACAAUGGCUCUCUGGAUUGGGACCUGUGGUCUUUGACUAUCGCAAUCUGUGGAUGGAAUUCAUCCAACAAGAUUCAUACAUCUGUCUCCAAGGUUUGACCAGGUUGGAAUUGAAUUAUAUCACCCCAUCUUCCCUCGUAAAACAACUCACCAACCAAUCCACAACCCAAUAUUGGCAUCUAGAGGUUGAACACUCUCCAACAGACCCGGAUCCCAAGUUUGGUCCAACUGCUCCACCUUCCUUUAUUGCUGCUCUACGUCUUCUCUUAACCUCUUUUGCAGAUGUUUUCUCUCCUUCCAUUGGGCUACCACCUCAGCGACCAUUCGACUACUGCAUUCCCCUUCUACCCAACACCACCCAAGUUAAUGUCAAGCCUUAUCGCUACCCGCAUUUUCAAAAGACGGAGAUUGAAAGAUUGGUGACUGAAAUGAUAUCAGAUGGGAUCAUACAGCCUAGUACCAGCCCUUACUCUGCACCCGUUUUGCUAGUCAAGAAACGUGAUGGUUCUUGGCGUUUCUACGUCGACUACCGUGCUUUGAAUGCAGUGACUGUGAAAGAUCAUUUUCCCAUUCCCACAGUCGAAGAACUGUUUGACGAGAUCGCCGGCGCCCAUGUUUUUUCCAAGCUUGACCUGCGCGCCGGUUACCACCAAGUCCGAAUACACCCACCCGAUAUUGAGAAGACGGCCUUCCGUACUCACGAUGGCCAUUAUGAAUUCAAAGUGACGCCUUUCGGCCUUUCCAACGCCCCAUCAACAUUCCAAGCCUUAAUGAACUCUGUCUUCAAGGGUAUUCUUCGCCGAUUCGUCCUCGUGUUCUUCGACGAUAUUUUAAUCUAUAGCACUGACUGGGAUCAUCAUUUACAACACUUACAAGCUGUUUUCUCUAUCCUCCGAUCUCAUCACUUGCAUGCAAAGCAACAGAAAUGUGAGUUUGGCAAUGCCGAAAUUGGCUACCUAGGCCAUCGUAUCUCUGGUCAAGGUGUAUCCGUUGACCCAUCCAAAAUUUCCAUGAUAUGUAAAUGGCCACAACCACGUGCAGUUCGUGAUCUUCGCGCGUUUCUUGGGUUGACUGGCUAUUACCGGCGCUUUGUGCGUAACUAUGCUGCACUCACUGCACCACUCACCAUCCUUUUAAAGAAAGACUCUUUCACUUGGUCUCCGACGCCGCGGCCGCCUUCCACAAUCUCAAGACUAUCAUGA